CCCCAUUGUGUCCAUAUUCCAAGAGAGCUUCGCAGACUUUAGUGAUCGCACGAUGCCGCCCAUCUCAAAGAAAGUCCACAUCAACGUCGAUCUAGGCGAAGGCUACGGAAAUUUCAAAGCAGGUCCUGAUGAUGAACUCAUCCCACUCAUCGAUCAUGCCAAUGUCGCUUGUGGCUUCCACGCCGGCGACCCGCUGAUUAUGUCCGAAACGGUAGCAAAAUGCAAAGAACACAACAUCCUCGUCGGCGCUCAUCCCGGCCUUCCAGAUAUUCAAGGCUUCGGCCGCCGCGAAAUCAAAAUGUCCCCCGAAGAACUAACAGCCAUGACCCGCUAUCAAGUCGGCGCUCUCCAAGCCUUCCUCACUGCCGCAGACGUUCCGCUCAACCACGUCAAACCCCACGGCGUCUUAUACGGCAUGAUGUACCGCGACAAAGAAAUCUGUCGUGCAGUAUAUGCUGGCGUACCACCCGGAACCCGCGUCUUCGGACUCGCAGGAACUUUCCAUGAAGAAGUUGCGAAAGAAAUGGGAUUGCCGUUUACAGCGGAGUUAUACGGCGAUGUGAAAUACUCUUCAGAUGGAAAACUCGUCAUCGAUCGCAAGAAAAAACCUUGGACAUCUGAAGAUGUGCACAAACAUGUCUCGAGCCAAGUUGAAAAUAGUUCCGUGACAGCAGUCACAGGUGAAGAAGUCCAAUUACCAGUCGGAGACCACGAUGUCUCGUUAUGCUGUCACAGUGACAGUCCUGGAGCAUUAGAGAUCGUCAAAGCCGCAAGAAAGAUUGUGGAUGACUUCAACAAGAGGAUGAAGUAUACGUAGCGAAGUAUCGAAAGAAAAGGAAAGCUUUU
Cercospora beticola is the source of this 846-nucleotide messenger RNA. RefSeq lists its product as uncharacterized. Gene Ontology annotation, biological process: carbohydrate metabolic process. Lineage: Eukaryota; Fungi; Ascomycota; Dothideomycetes; Mycosphaerellales; Mycosphaerellaceae. The record is from RefSeq and is a predicted model, not a curated record.